GUCCACCCCUCACGUUCAAGAACUGCGUUCCCACUUCGAAAUUACCCGAAAUAUUGUAUUUAUAUCGCUUUAUUUAUACUAUGUAGUACUUUAAAACGGAUUUUAAAAAUCCGUUUAAUAUUAAAAGUUCGAAGAGGAUAUUUUCUUCGAAAUAAAUAUCGUAAUUUGUGUUGUGCGCACGGAUAAUUAAGGUUAUGUCGUGCGAGGAAAGCUACUUAGCCAUCAGACGUUAUCUGUCCGACGAGCGGGAGCCGUACGCACCGGGGACCCAUGGCAAUACUAAAAGAAAGAUACGGAAAGCAGCCGCUUGCUAUGUCGUGCGGAAUGGCACACUGUACUACCAGAGAAGGCAGAAGGGCCUGGAUGAAUUCACCGAGUUGGAAGUGGUGUUGCAGGCAGGACGGAGGAAGGAACUUAUCGACGAGUCACACAUUGUGGCCGGAGGAGAGCACCUCAACCAGCAUCACACUUGGGAAUCAAUUUCUCAGAAGUAUUGGUGGAGAGGCAUCCUGAAGCAGGUGAAGGACUACAUGAGACAAUGUAGUCAGUGUCAGAACAGACAGGACCGGAGGGGGCUAUCGGAGGAGGAUACCGGACCCAGGCUGGUUGGCCGACCAGGGAGACGCAGGAGGGUCACAACCCCAGCCAGCGAGGAGGAGGAGGAGGAGGAGGAGGAGGAGGGAGACGACGAGAUGGACUUUGUGACUUCCGUCCAUCACAAGGCCCGGAGCCCCAAAACAGUAGCCAAACACGAACUGGUCUUUGUGGACAGUAAAGGAGUGGUGAAGCAGUACCUUCCCAGACACGGUCAGACGAUGCUGGACAAGCUGAACCAGCAGCGCCUCAACAACCAGUUCUGUGACAUCACGCUGCUGAUCGAGGGGGAGGAGCACAGGGCCCACAAGGCUGUGCUGGCCGCCUGCAGCGACUACUUCAACGAGCUGUUUAUAGAGAAGGGAGCUGUGUCCAGUCACGAAGCAGUGGUCGACCUCUCAGGUUUCAGCAAGGUCAGUUUCCUCCCCCUGCUAGAGUUUGCAUACACCUCCAACCUCUGCUUCAACUUCUGUGUGAUGGCCGACGUUGCCACGCUGGCCCGACACCUUCUGAUGGCCGAGGUCCUUCAGAUCUGUGAGUCCGUCCACAAGAAGGUAGAGGAGCAGAAGCUGAUGGUCUACCAGCAAGGAGACAUCCACACGGUGGUGUCCAGCCAGCCGGCACCCCAACAUGCCCCGAGUGAAGACCCUGGGGCCUACAUUAUGACCAUCGGCAGCGACGGCCAUGCCGUGGUGACUCAUACUGGGCUAGCUGGUGCAGGGGAUGACCUGGACUCCUUGGCUGUCAUGGCAAACACAGCAGAGUCCUUCAGAGGGGAUCUGACGUCUGUAGUCACCCAGGCUCUGGGAGGUGAACCAGGGAAGACUAUGACCGUGGUUGGGGAGGCAGGGUCAGAGACGGUGACUCUAGUCACCCACAGUAGCCAGGCCCGGGUAGGCGAGUCGGUCACCCUCUUCUCCCCUACUGGAGAGACCGAGACCAUGACGGUGGUGACCCACAGCGGCCAGGCCGGAGCCAGUGAGUCCCUGGCCGUGGUGUCAGCCUGUCUGGCCCUGGAGCAGCAGCCGCAAGACGGGGAAGAGGGAGAGGGGGCCUCCCCCUCCAUGGAGCCAGGGGCCUUCCUCAUCAGUGUGGACCCAGGGAAUGUUGCCCCUACAGAGGUGGUCCAUCUGGCUGUAGUAACACCACAGGAGAAUGCGUCCACAACAUCAUCAUCAUCAUCAUCAUCAUCAGCGUCCCAGAAGGCAGAGUCUGCCCCCCAGGCCUCCCUCAAGCCUCCCCCUGCUCCACAACUCCCCAAAAGGAAGAGAGGGCGUCCUGCCAAAGUCAAGCAGGAAGUUGUGGUGGAGCCUCCUGUUGACGAGGAAGUGCCAGAGCCAGUUUCUCCCCCUGCAGAGGAGAUCCAGGAAGAUAUGCAGGGGACCCAUGACCCCUAUAAGAGACGCCUACGGCAGCGUUCCGUGGGGGAGGGAGGGUACGUCAGACUACACAUGGGGCUGGAGAAGGACCCAGCACCCCCACAGCUCCCCAACACCCCCAAGAAGAGAGGCGGAGGCGCCAAGAGACCAGUUCAAGUGAUUGAGGCCGCAGCGACACUGAUCGGGAUGGAGACGGUUGUCCAGACGGACAUGGAGAACAUCCUGUCAGUGGAGGGCGUGGCAGACGGAGCUGAGCCUAUCCCAGAGCAGGCUGUGGGGGAGUGGCCAGAGCAUGGCCCCGCCCAUCCAGGUGGAGGGAGUGAGGUGGAGGGAGAACACGUCUGUUCAGAGUGUGGACUGUCGUUUCAACGACGCUACGCUCUCAUCAUGCACACGCUCAAACACGAGAAGACCAGGCGAUUCAAGUGUAGUUUAUGUAACAAGGAGUUCCAGUACGCGGCCUCCCUGAAGGCCCAUCUGACCAGACACAAGCACCAGAAGAGUCAGAGGCCGCCACUGGUCAGGGUCCCCCAGCCCUACGGUGAGGAGGGCCUCGAGGUGGACGGCAGGACCAAGGGACGCACCAAGAGAGAGUUUGUCUGUGACAUCUGUGGAAAGACUCUUCCCAAGCUGUACUCUCUGAGGAUCCACAUGCUCAACCACACUGGGGUGCGGCCCCACUCCUGCAGGGUCUGUGGGAAGACCUUCGCUCAUAAACACAGCCUGAAGAUGCACAGAGCUCUACAUGACGCUGCUAAACAGUUCCACUGUCUGCUCUGUGACAAGUCCUUCGUUAGUAAGAGAAGUCUGGAGGAACACACCAGCAUUCACACAGGUGAAUCUAAGUAUCUCUGUACCCAGUGUGGGAGGUCGUUCCACCGAGCCUCUGGUCUGAGUAAACACUUAAAGAGGCACCAGCCCAGACCUGACGUACGAGGGUUCCCCUGUAGUCACUGUGAUAGAAGUUUCUUUGAGGCCAAAGACCUGCAGCAGCACAUGAACAAACACCUGGGACUCAAGCCCUUCCAGUGUCAGAUCUGUGGGAAGUCUUACAGCUGGAAGAAGGACUGGUACUCCCAUGUCAAGUCGCACAGCGUGGCAGAGCCUUACAGGUGUAAUGUCUGUGGAAAGGAGUUCUUUGAGAAGGCUCUGUUCAGGAGACAUGUGAAGAAGGCCACACAUGGCAAGAAGGGCAGAGUCAAGCAGAACCUAGAGAGAGAGUGUGAACACUGUGGCAGGAAGUUCACCCAGCUCAGAGAGUACAGACGACACAUUAACAACCACCAGGGAGUCAAACCUUUUGAGUGUCUGACUUGUGGAGUAGCCUGGGCCGACGCCCGCUCUCUGAAGAGACACGUACGCACCCACACCGGCGAGCGCCCUUACGUGUGCCCCGAGUGCCAGGAAGCCCACAUCGAUGCCCGCUCCCUACGGAAGCACAUGACCAAGUACCACGGCGACCUCCUGCCGGGGAAGAUCAUGCUGGAGAAAGAUACGCUACAGUUUCACAACCAGGGUACUCAGGUGGAACACGCCGUCUCCAUCCUGGCGUCCGAUCUCCCCCCCGAGCUCCGGCCCGUCCAGCCGCCGCCGGCCGAGGAGAUCGAGACGGUGCUGAUCACGGAGGAGACGGUGGAGGCAGUAGAAGCGGUUCAGGCCGUACAGGGUGACGGGGUCGCGACCUUGUCGGACCAGAGUAUCAUGCAGGUGGUGAACUAUGUGCUGUCCCAGCAAAGUGUGCUGCCUGGGGGGGUGAAGAUGGAGGGAGAUGGAGGGCAGGAGGUAAUGCAGACCAUGGAGCAGCAGGAGGGAGAUGGAGGGCAGGAGGUAAUGCAGACCAUGGAGCAGCAAGAGGUUAUGCAGACCGUGGAGCAGCAGGGGGUAAUGCAGACCAUGGAGCAGCAGGAGGGAGAUGGAGGGCAGGAGGUAAUGCAGACCGUGGAGCAGCAGGAGGUUAUACAGGCCGUGGAGCAGCAGGAGGGAGAUGGAGGGCAGGAGGUAAUGCAGACCGUGAAGCAGCAGGGGGUAAUGCAGACCAUGGAGCAGCAGGAGUUUAUGCAGACCGUGGAGCAGCAGGAGGGAGAUGGAGGGCAGGAGGUAAUGCAGACCGUGAAGCAGCAGGGGGUAAUGCAGACCAUGGAGCAGCAGGAGUUUAUGCAGACCGUGGAGCAGCAGGAGGGAGAUGGAGGGCAGGAGGUAAUGCAGACCGUGGAGCAGCAGGAGGUAAUGCAGACCAUGGAGCAGCAGGAGGUUAUACAGACCAUGGAGCAGCAGGAGGGAGAUGGAGGGCAGGAGGUAAUGCAGACCGUGAAGCAGCAGGGGGUAAUGCAGACCAUGGAGCAGCAGGAGUUUAUGCAGACCGUGGAGCAGCAGGAGGGAGAUGGAGGGCAGGAGGUAAUGCAGACCGUGGAGCAGCAGGAGGUAAUGCAGACCGUGGAGCAGCAGGAGGUAAUGCAGACCGUGGAGCAGCAGGAGGUUAUACAGACCAUGGAGCAGCAGGAGGGAGAUGGAGGGCAGGAGGUUAUACAGACCGUGGAGCAGCAGGAUGGAGGGCAGGAGGUAAUACAGACCAUGGAGCAGAAGGAGUUUAUGCAGACCGUGGAGCAGCAGGAGGUAAUACAGACCGUGGAGCAGCAGGAGGUAAUACAGACCGUGGAGCAGCAGGAGGUAAUACAGACCGUGGAGCAGCAGGAGGUAAUACAGACCGUGGAGCAGCAGGAGGUAAUACAGACCGUGGAGCAGCAGGAGGUAAUACAGACCGUGGAGCAGCAGGAGGUUAUACAGACCGUGGAGCAGCAGGAAGUAAUACAGACCGUGGAGCAGCAGGAGGUAAUACAGACCGUGGAGCAGCAGGAGGUUAUACAGACCGUGGAGCAGCAGGAAGUAAUACAGACCGUGGAGCAGCAGGAGGUUAUACAGACCAUGGAGCAGCAGGAAGUAAUACAGACCGUGGAGCAGCAGGAGGUUAUACAGACCAUGGAGCAGCAGGAGGUAAUACAGACCGUGGAGCAGCAGGAGGUAAUACAGACCGUGGAGCAGCAGGAGGUUAUACAGACCGUGGAGCAGCAGGAGGUUAUACAGACCGUGGAGCAGCAGGAGGUAAUACAGACCGUGGAGCAGCAGGAGGUAAUACAGACCGUGGAGCAGCAGGAGGUUAUACAGACCAUGGAGCAGCAGGAAGUAAUACAGACCAUGGAGCAGCAGGAGGGAGGGCAGGAGGUAAUACAGACCAUGGAGCAGCAGGAAGUAAUACAGACCAUGGAGCAGCAGGAGGGAGAUGGAGGGCAUGAGGUUAUGCAGUCUGUUGAGGUAACUCACAUGGCAGAGGUGGAGGGAUGUGACAGACGGCACCUAGUAGACUGACUCAGUCACGAGGCCAGUGUUUCCCAAACUCAGUGCACAUUUUGGUUUUUGCUCUUAACACGACACAGCUAUUUAAAAUGACCAACUCACCAUGGAGCUUUGAUCAUUUGAAUCAGCUGUGUCGUGAUAGGCCAAAAGCUAAACAUGCCCCCCCCUUUGGCACUUUGGUGACGGCCAUUUCCUGAAAUCUAGAGCAACAAAAAAGGCCUUGAAUGAUAAAUAAAGUUUUAAAAAAGAA
Oncorhynchus masou masou (cherry salmon) is the source of this 5574-nucleotide messenger RNA. RefSeq names its product zinc finger and BTB domain-containing protein 11-like. The transcript has 12 exons. Gene Ontology annotation, molecular function: DNA-binding transcription factor activity, RNA polymerase II-specific; protein binding. Gene Ontology annotation, cellular component: nucleus. Gene Ontology annotation, biological process: regulation of transcription by RNA polymerase II. The record is from RefSeq and is a predicted model, not a curated record. The coding region runs from base 195 to 5336 and encodes 1713 amino acids. NCBI's taxonomy places the organism in Eukaryota, Metazoa, Chordata, Actinopteri, Salmoniformes, Salmonidae.